This is a messenger RNA of Cylas formicarius (sweet potato weevil), 487 nucleotides long. Its product is annotated as major prion protein 1-like. The transcript has 3 exons. The coding region runs from base 118 to 405 and encodes 95 amino acids. NCBI's taxonomy places the organism in Eukaryota, Metazoa, Arthropoda, Insecta, Coleoptera, Brentidae. The record is from RefSeq and is a predicted model, not a curated record.
UUCAUUUCCGCCUGACCGUAUUUUUUCUUUGUAAAGGGGUACGUAUAUAAAAGCCAAUAAACGUAAUGGUUGAAGUACAUUUCACGAUAUUGUUUGGUUUAAUAAAAACGAGUGAAAAUGAUCAAGGAAUUAUUUCUUCUUGCCGUAUUCUUGGUGGCAUUCACGACAGCUGUACCUUUGGAAAAAAAAGAAACAGCAGAUUCUGCAGGUGUAGAAAGUGGAGAAGAAUUGAACGUAGCAGAAUCCAGAGGGGGUUAUGGAGGCGGCCACCGUGGAGGCGGAUGGGGCCACGGAGGUGGAGGGUGGGGCCAUGGUGGAGGCCAUUGGGGGCAUGGAGGAGGCCAUCAUGGAGGCGGAUGGGGUCACGGAGGAGGACACCACGGCGGCGGCGGUUGGGGACGUUAAUUUUGUGUAGCUUUAUUUAACAUAUUAAAAUUAUAUUUAUUUUAAUUAUUGCGAAAAAUAGAUUACUCGUAUUCAUGUAAAA